Phytophthora infestans T30-4 is the source of this 834-nucleotide messenger RNA. RefSeq lists its product as uncharacterized. The coding region runs from base 1 to 834 and encodes 277 amino acids. Lineage: Eukaryota; Oomycota; Peronosporomycetes; Peronosporales; Peronosporaceae. The record is from RefSeq and is a predicted model, not a curated record. The transcript has 2 exons.
AUGCCGUUCUUGUCCCCGUCUACAGGCUCCAGCGAUGGUCUCGUGGAGAGCUUCCUGCACGAUAUGGAUGCUCUUGACCAUAACGCACUGAAGCCAAACACUAGCAAAGUCACACCAUUGCCCAAGAAGCGCAAACAAGCGACCCAUCCGAGUCAGAACAACCCUGAGACCAAAAAAAAGAAGCAGCCGUCGUGGCUCAAGCGCAAACAAGAGCUCGAGCUGCUACGUCAACAAACACAAGCCAUGGAAACCCGUGUGGUCUAUCUGCAAAUGAAGAAAACGUCUCCUAGCGAUAAUUCCCACUUUUUUAAUCUUCAGAAAGAGAAAACCUCAGCGUUAGUAGAGAAGCAACGGUGCAUCCUGGCUCAGAACGAGAACAUGCAGCUUCGAUCUAAGUUUAUGCGACAAUACGAGGCCCUCCAACUGGCCAUGGCGACUGGAGAAUAUCAGCUAAAGGAGCUUCAAAGGGUCUUGUCGGGAACUCUAAGAGUCGAGUUGGGGACGCUGCGAGCUUGCAGGACCCACGUGUUCGACAUGAUGGAGAGGAGAUUAGACGCCAGAUUCCAUAAACUGGAUCCUGUGUCAGGAAGGUGGCACCAUGUAACCAGAGAAGGAGGCUGCUGUGUCAUGAGGAAGUACUCUGUUGAUGGUGGCACGACGUCGGGUAUCUGUCAGGCGAGAUCGCAGUUGUGUCUGUAUCCAGAUGGAGAUCAUGAGACGUCGCAGACAAAGUCGAACUCGGUCAGGGACGUGGUGAUUUCGUCCUACUCUCAGCUCGUCAAGUCGCGCCACCAGUUUGUGCAGAAUGCCUUGUUCGACACCAUUCGCUCGUGA